Aureobasidium pullulans EXF-150 is the source of this 1230-nucleotide messenger RNA. Its product is annotated as peptidyl-prolyl cis-trans isomerase D. The transcript is spliced from 3 exons. Gene Ontology annotation, molecular function: peptidyl-prolyl cis-trans isomerase activity; protein binding. Gene Ontology annotation, cellular component: intracellular membrane-bounded organelle. Bases 27 to 1136 code for a protein of 369 amino acids. The record is from RefSeq and is a predicted model, not a curated record. Lineage: Eukaryota; Fungi; Ascomycota; Dothideomycetes; Dothideales; Saccotheciaceae. Gene Ontology annotation, biological process: protein folding; protein peptidyl-prolyl isomerization.
UCAGGAACUUACACACCAAACCAACAAUGGCAGAGAGCAAGCGUAGCCGUGUCUUCUUCGACAUCAACAUCGGCAAGGCCAGUGCUGGCCGAGUCACCUUUGAGCUGUACAACGAUGUCGUUCCCAAGACUGCUGAGAACUUCCGCGCAUUGUGUACUGGCGAGAAGGGCGAGGGCAAGGCUGGCAAGCCUCUUCACUACAAGGGCUCUUCUUUCCACCGUGUGAUCAAGUCUUUCAUGAUCCAGGGUGGUGACUUCACUGCUGGCAAUGGAACUGGCGGCGAGAGCAUCUACGGAGAGAAGUUCGAGGAUGAGAACUUUGAGCUCAAGCACGAGAAGCCCUUCUUGCUGAGCAUGGCCAACGCUGGUCCUGGCACCAACGGCUCCCAAUUCUUCGUUACCACCGUUCCUACUCCCCACCUCGACGGAAAGCACGUCGUCUUCGGUGAGGUCCUCGGCGGCAAGAGCAUUAUCCGCACCAUCGAGAACACUGCCACUGGUCCCAACGACAAGCCCAACAAGGAAUGCACCAUCGUCGACUGCGGUGAACUUAGCGGCGAGGACUACGACAAGGCCAACCAAAAGAUUCCCGACAGCACUGGAGACCCAUACGAAGACUUCCCUGAGGACCAGGGCGAGGACAUUCCUGGACUCGAGAUUGUCAAGAUCGUCAACGACCUCAAGACCAGAGGAACCGACGCAUUCAAGAAGGGAGAUAUCGCACUCGGUCUGGCUAAGUACCAGAAGGGUCUGAGAUAUCUUCACGAAUACCCUGAGGCACUUGAGAACGACCCACCGGAGCUUGGCCCUGCACUUGCUUCUCUCAGAAUCGCUCUCCACACCAACAGCGCUCUUCUGCAACUCAAGCUGAACGACUUUGCCGAUGCCGAGAAGUCUGCCACAAAUGCCAUUGCUGUUCCUCAGAUCAAGGCACCAGAGAAGGGCAAGGCCCUGUACCGCCGCGCUCUGGCAAAGAAGGGCCUGAAGAGCGAGGACGAGGCAGUCAAGGACCUGGAGGAGGCUCUCAAGUUCGUGCCCGAGGACGCAGCCGUCAAGAACGAGCUCGCUGCCGUCAAGAAGGCCAAGAUCGACAGAGAGAAGAAGGAGAAGGCUGCCUACAGCAAGUUCUUCGCAUAGACAUUACACGACAUCACGACCAUAAACGGAUAAAAAGCGGGAGGGGGAAAAGCAUCUUGUGUAUCGUAUCUGAUAUCAUAAAGGAGCGGGCAAG